Messenger RNA from Symbiodinium pilosum, 483 nucleotides. The record is from the annotation of a GenBank genome assembly. NCBI's taxonomy places the organism in Eukaryota, Dinophyceae, Suessiales, Symbiodiniaceae.
CGAUGGUGCCAUAAGGGUACGUGUUUGGGUGUGGCUUUGGCAAUGGUCAUUGCUUGCACUGUUGGUGUGGCAUUGGCGCAGCAGCCCUUGCUCAAUUCCUCAAUCAAGAAGAAGUUGGUGAUGCUUGUUGCCAUGCAGGACAAGUCAAGCAUGGUCCAUGGAACUGACUACGGCUACGGGAAUUCUUCAGACUUUCCAAAAUCGCGUCCUUGGGUUUACGAGAACUUCCAGGAGUGCAUGUUUGAGUUCUGGUUCUGGGCGCCCUUCAUGUCAACCUUUUCAAGCAGCGUAUACAAAAACGAACAAAGGCUUUGUUAUUGUGCCUAUAUCAAUAGCACAUCGGCUGCGGAUGCUCAACACCGCAGCAAGAUAGUUAGCUGGUGUGUGGAGGACUAUCAAGGGAACAGUCAUGGAGCUGAAAUCUGCUUCGCAGACGUUUGUCCGAGCGCAGUCCAGAAGUGCACGGACCCCCCCUGCUUCUAA